Messenger RNA from Brettanomyces nanus, 591 nucleotides. RefSeq lists its product as uncharacterized. NCBI's taxonomy places the organism in Eukaryota, Fungi, Ascomycota, Pichiomycetes, Pichiales, Pichiaceae. The transcript has a single exon. The coding region runs from base 1 to 591 and encodes 196 amino acids. Gene Ontology annotation, cellular component: mitochondrial outer membrane. Gene Ontology annotation, biological process: intracellular protein transport. The record is from RefSeq and is a predicted model, not a curated record.
AUGGUUUCUCUUACCGAAGUCAAAGAAAACAAGCCAUCUCCUGCCGAAGUGGAUAAGGCUAUAUCAGAGGCCAUUAACGACGCAGAGGCCAGUGCCAAAGAGGUUGAGGAGAAGAUUGCUGAGGAGAUAAAUGCUGCAGAGUCUCAAGCAGAAGCAGAUUUAGAAACUGAACUUGGUCCAGGGGCAACCAUUAUAAUUAAGACGGAGCAGAGUGAAGGGGGAGAGACGGAUGACGAUAAUGAAUCGAACAACGAUGACUCUGAUUCUGAGGAUGAUUUUGAUUCUAACGAGACCUUGCAGGAGAGAGUAGAGGCCUUGAAGGACAUUAUGAGUCCAGAACAGAGGCAAUUGAUCGUUGGUAGCAUCAGUUCCACAAAGAAUGCUAUCAUUUCACUCUCACACAAGACUGGAACCUUGUUGUGGUAUUUAACGACUACCGGUCUUGUUCUUGGUGUUCCAUUAGCAUUGAGCAUCUUGCACGAGACUCAGUUAACAGAACUGGAAAAGGAGAUGAAUUUACAACAGUCGUCCAAUGAUAUUCUUGCACCGGGAGCUUCAAGUGCUUCGGGAAAUGAUGAGACCAAGAAAUGA